Messenger RNA from Beauveria bassiana ARSEF 2860, 2469 nucleotides. Its product is annotated as tetratricopeptide-like protein. NCBI's taxonomy places the organism in Eukaryota, Fungi, Ascomycota, Sordariomycetes, Hypocreales, Cordycipitaceae. The record is from RefSeq and is a predicted model, not a curated record. Gene Ontology annotation, biological process: N-terminal peptidyl-methionine acetylation. The coding region runs from base 1 to 2469 and encodes 822 amino acids. Gene Ontology annotation, cellular component: NatA complex; cytoplasm. Gene Ontology annotation, molecular function: protein binding; protein-N-terminal amino-acid acetyltransferase activity. The transcript is spliced from 2 exons.
AUGCCGCAACAGCUCGCGGCAAAGGAGGCUGCUCAAUUUCGGCAAGUCCUUCGCAGUUAUGAGGAGAAGCAGUACAAGCGUGGUCUCAAGACGGCGGAUCUCAUUUUAAAAAAGGUCCCGAAGCAUGGAGAGACGAUGGCCAUGAAGGCCCUGAUCCUCAAUGGUCAAGGGAAAAUGGAGGAAGCAUUCAUUCUCGGAAAAGAGGCCCUCACUGCCGACAUGAAAUCCCAUAUUUGCUGGCACGUGUAUGGCAUACUGUAUCGGGCAAAAAAGAAUUUCGAAGAGGCGGCCAAAGCCUACAAGUUUGCGCUCAAGUUGGAACCGACGUCGGCACAAAUACAGCGCGAUCUGGCUGCUCUACAGGUCCAAAUGAGAGACUAUCAGGGCUUCAUCCAGACCCGAAACUCCAUGCUACAGGCUCGCCCGCAAAUCCGACAGAGCUGGAUAGCCCUCGCCCUCGCCCACCAUCUGGCCGGCAACCUGAGCGAGGCGGAGAACGUUAUCACCACCUUCGAGGAUACACUCAAGUCGAAACCCUCUCGCUAUGAUCUAGAGCAUUCCGAAACCAUCAUGUACAAGAAUACCAUAAUUGCGGAGCAAGGCGACUACAAGCGUGCCCUUCAGCAUCUCGAGACUGAUGCCAAGCAAAACCUCGACCGACUCGCCUUUCUUGAGAAUCGCGCCGAAUAUCUUCUGAAGCUCGAACGCAAAGAGGAAGCUGCCCAGGCCUACCGGACUUUGAUUGACCGCAACUGCGAGUACGCGACAUACUAUACACAGCUUAUUAAAGCGCUGGGCAUCGAAGAGAACGAUUGGAAAGCCAAGAAAGCGAUAUACGACGAGUAUGCAACCAAAUACCCCCGCUCUGACGCUGGUCGUCGAAUUCCCCUCGACUUUCUCAGCGGCGACGAGUUCCGUCAAGCUGCACGCGACUAUCUUUGUCUGAUGCUGAACAAAGGUGUCCCCUCCACUUUUGCCAACCUAAAGCACCUCUACUCAGACAAUACAAAAAAGCAGACCCUUCUGGAGCUUACUGAAGAGUACCUGCACUCUCAGAAAUCCGACUUAGACAGCAAGGACAAGGGCGAGGCUGCGGCUCUUUUCUACCUGGCUCAGCACCACAACUACCACAUGAGCCGCGAUCUGGUCAAGGCUAUGGAAUACAUUGAAAAGGCGAUCUCGAAGGACAACAAGAGCGUUGACUACCACAUGACCAAGGCAAGGAUCCUGAAGCACGGUGGCAAUCUGCAAGAGGCUUCGGAGAUGAUGGACUAUGCUAGAUCCUUAGACUUAAAGGAUCGCUAUAUCAACAGCAAGGCCGCCAAGUACCAACUCCGCAACAAUCAAAAUGAAAAGGCUCUCAGGACUGUCGGACUUUUCACUCGCGCAGACACUGCCGGUGGGCCCCUCGCCGAUUUGUUGGACAUGCAAUGUAUUUGGUUCCUCACAGAAGACGGUCGAGCCUACGCCAGACAGGGCAACAUUGCAUUAGCACUCAAGCGUUUUCACCAGAUCGCGACCAUUUUCGACGUGUGGCAGGAGGAUCAGUUUGACUUUCACGCCUUUUCUCUACGUAAGGGUCAGAUCCGUGCAUACAUUGACAUGGUGCGUUGGGAGGAUCACGUUUUCGAUCAUCCCUUCUACACCCGUGCUGCCCUGGAUGCCAUCAAGAUCUACCUGAACAUGGCUGACAAUGCUGUUGCUGCCGCUAACGGUAAAGAAAAUGGAAAUGGCGUGGCCGAUUCCGAGGAACUGCUAAAUCAGAAGAAAGCCCUCAAGAAGGCCAAGAAAGAACAGCAGCGUCAAGAGCGCGAGGCAGCGGAGAAACAGGCCAAGCAAGACCCCAAUAAGGCCGUUGGUCCUGACGGUGAACUAAAAAAAAAGGACGAGGAUCCUCUGGGCCUGACGCUGGCAGCUACCGCUGAUCCCCUUGAUGCGGCCAUGAAACUACUUUCUCCAAUGCUGGAGGCGAGCCCCAAGAGCAUGCAAGUACAGCUGGCUGGUUUCGAAAUAUUUAUGCGCAGAGAAAAAUAUGUAUUAGCCCUCCGCUGUUUGAAUGCCGCCAUUGCACUCGACAGCAGUCACCCCAAGCUGCACGCCCAAAUCGUCGCUUUCGCCAAAAUGCUUAAGACGGCUUCUGGUAUGCCGCCUAAGGUUAUCGACGUUCUCAGGGCCGAGUUCAAGGUGGUAGAUGUGGGCACAGAUCUAGCCAAGCACAAUGCCGACUACCAGGCCAAGCACAAGCACAGCAUCCGCCACGUUUUGUCAUUUGUGGCCGCACAGCGCGCCCUGGAUGGCAACAAGGGCGCCAGCGACAAGCAGCUUACCGCCUCUCUGAGCUUGCCCGGCACCACAUUCACCGACGCGAUCGAGGUGCUGGACUGUUUGAGGGACUGGAAGAGCAGCGAAGCGGACGCUUUCCAAAAGGCGGCCCGCGCCAAGUUUCCCGAGGCUACCAGGCUCGCCUGA